Molecule: messenger RNA, 3354 nt
Organism: Crotalus tigris (Tiger rattlesnake)
Lineage: Eukaryota; Metazoa; Chordata; Lepidosauria; Squamata; Viperidae
Gene: POU2F3
Product: POU class 2 homeobox 3
Exons: 11
Coding region: 526-1593 (355 amino acids)
Biological process (GO): regulation of transcription by RNA polymerase II
Cellular component (GO): nucleus
Molecular function (GO): RNA polymerase II cis-regulatory region sequence-specific DNA binding; DNA-binding transcription factor activity, RNA polymerase II-specific
Source: RefSeq, a predicted model, not a curated record
GAAGCGAUCCCACAAUUCAGCAUUAAAGGAACAGGAGUGCUCAUCUUAAUGCCAACCUUACCUUAUUUUCCCAUGUUGUUUAGAGCAGAGACGCAACACACCCAGUUGUGCUUGGACCCCUUCCAAAUUUUUCUCCUUUGGCAGCAGGAAAAAUUGAUUUCAGUUUGGAAAAAUCUUUCAUUCCUUCCAGGCCAUUGGACUGUCUUGUUCACAUGGAAAGGAGAAAGUACUGUUCCAGGAGCCAACCUCUUUUUUCAUUCUCCCUUUUCUCUUUACCUGCUGGACUUUUUUGGGGGGGAUUUGUUUAGCGGAGCUGGCCUUGAAAAGAUCACAGGUAUCUUCCGCCAGCUCUUCGGACCUUCAGGCGUUGUGGCUGCAGAGAAGGGCCAAUUAUUUGUGAUGCAAGAACAUUCUGGCAACGUGCUGAGGAAGAACGAGGGAUAAGAGAUUAAAACAGAAGACCUCAGUGACUCCUUGCAAGCGUCCCUGUCCUCCAGAUCAAGUCACCUAGCCCAGGGCAAUCCCAUGAUGCCCGGAGGACAAAUUCCUGGGAAUGUGAAUUCUCUUCAUACUUUGCAGCAACUUGUGCAAGUUCCGGGGCCUAUGCAGUCUGUUCCACUAUUCCUGCUUUCUCAAAGCCCAGCAGGACAACAAGCUCUCCAGUCAAACCUUCUCUCCUUUCCUCAGCAGCAAAGUGGGCUUCUGCUCCCACAGCAUGGACACAGUUUAGCAUCUCAGGCCAUGGGACGUCCUGGACACCCUGGGUCAUCGUUGGAGCCUCACCUGGAGGCCCCUCAACACUUACAAGUGGCCAAACACUUGUCGUCCUCCAUGGCAACAGAUGAAGCCAAUGAUUUGGAAGAGCUGGAAAAAUUUGCCAAGACUUUUAAGCAGAGGCGCAUCAAACUGGGGUUUACGCAGGGCGAUGUGGGUCUGGCUAUGGGGAAACUCUAUGGAAAUGAUUUCAGUCAGACCACCAUUUCUCGCUUUGAAGCUCUCAACCUGAGCUUCAAGAACAUGUGCAAGCUAAAACCACUUCUGGAGAAGUGGCUGAGUGACGCAGAAUCCUCCCCCUUAGAUUCGUCCGUCAGCAGCCCCACUUCCUACCCCUCUGUAAGCGAGAUGUUUGGACGCAAGAGAAAGAAACGAACCAGCAUUGAGACCAACAUUCGCUCCACGCUGGAGACACGGUUCCAGGACAACCCCAAGCCCAGCUCGGAGGAAAUUUCCCUGAUUGCGGAACAGCUGGCCAUGGAAAAAGAAGUGGUCCGAGUCUGGUUCUGCAACCGAAGGCAAAAGGAAAAACGGAUCAGCUGCCCAAUGCCUUCCCCCAUGAAGUCACCCCUCUACAAUUCCAGACUGGUUUCUACCUCAGGAUCUUUGGGUUCCCUUUCUGCCCACAGUUCCAUGCAUGGCGCAGUGUCUUCUUCCUGUUCUCCUGGCCAUGCCAGCCGGUCCUCAUCACCUGGCGCAGGACUUCACGCCAACAAUCUCAGCAUGCCUCAAAGUAACUCUAAAGUAGCCAUUAAUUCGUCCAGUUUCAAUUCUUCUGGAUCAUGGUACCGAUGGAACCAGCCUACUUACCUCCAUUAAAGCAUCACUUGGGAAGAGCAUCCAUAGCUCCCUGUUUUUUCUCUGUAGACAAAAAAAAAGAUAAAGAAAUUGGGGGGAGACAUCACCUCUUUCCACGGAUGACUCCUCCAGGAGAUGUUUUCUCAGGCAAACGUUUGGCACAUUGGCAAAAAUGACUUUGUGCAUGGCUGGAUCUCCCGUCGAUAGACGCAAACCCCGAACUCUCAAAGAGACUCAAGCUACAAUGGGUUCCUCUCUCAACCCGAGAGAGGGGUGUCUGUGUGUGUGUGUGUGUGUGUUGUCUACGUGUGUCCUCUGUUUAGCCCACCAGCUUGCCAGCAUCUUCUGCAGAAAAGAUGUCCCUUUUAGGUCUAAACAGGCCCUUUUCUAAUCUGAGCCAAGGUUGCCCAAAUUAUUUCAUUUAAGGAUUGAAUGGUCCCCUUGAACAGCCCUUUUGAAGUCCAUUUUUUUUUUUUUAGCAAGGGCGUGGGGGAAGGGGGUUCUAGAUGCACGGCAGGUUUUUGUUCUGCAGGUCCAUCCAGGUGAGAACUCGUAGCCAGGUGAGAUUGGGAAGCAAGAGGGCUAUCACCCCGAUGCGGCAUCUCUGUGCUUCAAUGGGGUGGCGCACUGACCUGGUGCAUUGGGGUCCCUGCAGUGCAGAAAGGUGGAGAUUUUAGCCCCAAAGCAUUUGCUUUUCUAAUGUUUGGGAGGUGGGGCUAUAGAAUAAGCAGUACUCUGUGUGUAUAGGUCUCUCUAGCACAAAAGGUCUUUCCCUCUUGCUUCUCAGCAAACCCAGUUUUGUUUUGUUUUUCACGCACAAUGCUUCAGAUGCAAGGAGAAAACUUAGAACUGGCCUCAGGGCUUCUUCCCCAGGACAUUUUCUUUCUUUUUUUUUUUUUUUUGGGAGUACACUCCUGGGAGAAGAUGUAAUUGACUGGACCAUAAAGAUGUCUCAAAUGGGCCCGUCAGUUUCACCCCAUCCUUCAUGAGGGGAUAGGAACUCAACUUUAUUCUCCAGGUUCUGGCUUUCCUUGCGGGUGUCUUUCCACUUUUGCAAAUUUGCGAAAAGCUGCUUUUAGAGUGAGAUGCUGCUGGGGAGAUCCAACGUGAGAUGGUGAAGACUGGAAAAGAGGUGGGGAAGUUACGGGAAGGUGGGGUGGGGGAGAAGAAAGAGAGAAGGGACACGAAUUCUUUAAAAAAAAUAGCUGAAGGUAAAGACUUAAGGAGCUGCUUAUCUUCAGGUCUCCUGUAGCUGCUAUUCAUUAAAACUUCAUGCCGUAUCAACCUUGCAGGAGAUGGCUAGAGACUUCACACCUUUAAAACAUCCCGACAUUGCACUGCCAUUGUUGUUUCUGGGAAGUUGGGGGCUGGGGGGGGGCUCUUGGCUCCUCUACAGGGUGACUGGGAGUGGGGGGAAGAGGGCCCCUACCCACACUUGCAAUUGUCUUGCUUGUUCCUUGAAGAAGUAAAGCUGAGUUGGAUGAUUCUCACUCUUGGUUUUUUAUUUGAGUUAGUUCUUUACCAGAGAGGGAAAUGAGGGUGAGCUGGAAAAGUCUGCAUUCUCCCCCCCCCCCUUCUCCAAUUGUAGAUUGAUCCAGAUGGCUUUUCAGCCUGCUUUCCGGAUUUCUUUUAAAGGAGGGAAGAAUUUCGGAUACAUUCUCCUAGGUCAGUGAUGGCAAACCUAUGGCACGGGUACCAGAGGCGGCACUCGGAGCCCUCUCUGUGGGCACACGUGCCGUUGCCCCAGCCUUGCCUCCCCUCGCAACCCCCUCCUCUCCAGCA